This is a messenger RNA of Triticum turgidum subsp. durum (durum wheat), 1203 nucleotides long. The record is from the annotation of a GenBank genome assembly. NCBI's taxonomy places the organism in Eukaryota, Viridiplantae, Streptophyta, Magnoliopsida, Poales, Poaceae.
AUGCAUUCGUUGUCCAGAAGGUCAACCUUUCAGCUCUACUAUAUGAGAACGGAGCUCAACAAAGGCCUUCCCAUCAUUCGACACACCAUGGCGUCGCACGACCAAGAAGACGAGCUCGCCAUGAGCAGCGACGAGUUGCUCCAAGCUCAGCUCGAGCUCUACAACCACUGCUUCGCCUUCGUCAAGUCCAUGGCGCUCGCAGCUGCCACCGACCUGCGCAUCGCCGACGCCAUCCACCUCAGGGGCGGCGCUGCCACCUUGUCUGAUCUUGCGGCCGAGACAGGGAUCCACCCGACGAAGCUCUCCCACCUCCGGCGGCUCAUGCGCGUGCUCACCACCUCUGGCGUCUUCUCCGCCGACGUCAAGGCUAGCGGCGGCGACGCCGUGUUUAAGCUCACCCGGGUCUCUCGCCUCCUCGUGGGAGCUGGGGGCGAGCACUCGCGCCGCCGUGACCUGUCCCCGAUGGUGGGCGUGUUUGUCAACCCGGUCGCCGUCACCGCUCUCUUCAGCAUACGCGAGUGGUUCACCGACGAGACGAGCGCCGCCUCGUCGCUCUUCGAGGUGGCGCACGGCUGUACUCGGUGGGAGAUGAUAGCAAAGGAUGCAGGCGAUGACCGCGUGUUCAACGCCGGCAUGGCAGCGGACAGCUGCCUCAGCAUGGAAAUCCUACUAAGAGAGUGCAGCGGUGUCUUUGGGUCCGUGGGCAGCUCGCUGGUCGACGUCGGUGGCGCCCAUGGCACGGCUGCCAUGGCGAUCGCCAAGGCGUUCCCACACGUCAAGUGCAGCGUACUGGACCUCCCUCUCGUCGUCGCCGGGGCUCCUGCCGUUGACAAUUUAACCUUCAUCGCCGGCGACAUGUUUGAGUACAUCCCGCCGGCAGACACCGUUCUACUCAAGUGGAUUUUGCAUGAUUGGCCGGACGAAGAUUGCAUCAAGAUACUACGCCAGUGCAAGAAAGCCAUCCCAACAAGGGACGCCGGAGGGAAGGUGAUAAUCAUGGAUAUGGUGGUGGGAUCUGCAGUAUCGCAGCAGGAAACCGUGUCAAAGGAGGCGGAAGUUUUGUUCGAUGUCUUCAUGAUGUACAUCGACGGGAUCCAGCGAGAGGAGCAUGAGUGGAGCAAGAUUUUCUUUGAAGCUGGGUUCAGUGACUACAAGAUUACACCGGUGACAGGAAUUCGCUCAAUUAUUGAAGUCUACCCAUAA